AUGGUGCCGGCAGCAAUAGUUGCUGCCGGUGGUGGCGCGGGAGACGUCGCUACCAGGCAGCGGCGUCUGCCCUGGCUCCAGCAGCGCUUUUGCGCUGCUGGGCGGGUGAACGCCCGCCGCUUUUGGGCGGCGGGCUGUCGGGCAUUGGGGCGGCGGGAUUUGGACAAAGAUAGUGCAAAAGAUGCAGUUCAAAGGAUCAUGGAGAAGGCCAAGGUUGCUGCCUCAACGUCCACAGAUACAAAAAAUUCUGCUGCAUAUGAAACAUCGAAGUAUGCUUCUGAGAAGGCGAAUGAUGCAGCAGACACAACAUCCGAGAAAAUCAGUGGCACAAAGAUUUAUGCUUCAAAGGAGGGACAAGAAAUUAAUAUGGCAUCUGAUAUGGCCGAAAGCGGAAGGGAUAAAGCUCAUGAUACCUAUGAAUUUGCCUCUGAUAAGGUGAGUGAAGCAAUGGAUAAGGUUUCAGAUAUGGCCUAUAACGCAAAAGACACUAUAAAAGAAAAGGCGGAAGAAGCCUAUGAUACUGCUUUGAAGAAGGGACACAACAUGAUGAGGUCAAUCUAUGAACAAGGUUCAGACAUGGCAAGCGAUGCCAAGGCGAGUGUUAAAGAGGCAAUGGGAGAUGCAAUAUCCAGUGGCAAAGACAGCAGUUUUGAUAGGUACGAGGAUGCCAAAUCGAAAGCACAUGAUACUUACAUGUUUGCAAAGGAUUCCAUGAUUGAUGAGGCUAAAGAAAAAUAUGAAGCUGCCAAGGAAAUGGUUUCAGAAGCUGCAGGCAAUCUAGGAGCAAAAAUGAGAACCGGACGCACAGCAGAGCUGUGA
This is a messenger RNA of Olea europaea var. sylvestris, 819 nucleotides long. RefSeq names its product late embryogenesis abundant protein At3g53040-like. NCBI's taxonomy places the organism in Eukaryota, Viridiplantae, Streptophyta, Magnoliopsida, Lamiales, Oleaceae. The coding region runs from base 1 to 819 and encodes 272 amino acids. The record is from RefSeq and is a predicted model, not a curated record. The transcript is spliced from 4 exons.